CACCGGGCCGGAAGGGGCCCUGGAACGCGCUAGGAGGCGGGUAGAUUUCUUUCACAAGUGUAUUAUGCCGCAAUCGGUGCCCCGCCACUAGCUGCCGUCAUCUGGGCAGAUGUUAGUUUCCAAAACUUCUUCGACAGUCAUAGCCAAGUCUCGCCAUCCAUUUACUCUUCGCAGCCCAUAGCAAUUGUUGGAAGAGUUGCGACCAUGGCGCCUCCUCUUCUCGCCGCAAUUGACCUGCUCACCUACGCUCAGCCCACCCAGGGUCUCAGCCCCCAGCAACUGUCCUACAUUGGCAACGUCUUUGCCCGUGUCACCCCCGAGACCGUCGACCAGGCCCUCGCACACCUCCAGCAGUCCGUCGGCCGCUACACAAACUACCUCGGCGUCUCCUCGCUCGAAUCCAUCGACGACAUCGUCUCGCUGCUCGACGCCGGCGCCGCGAAGGUCUUCGUGACGCGCCCGCAGCUCUCCCAGCUCCUCGAGAAAAACAUCGACCAGGACCGGAUAGUCCUGUGUCUGCCCGGAAGCACACGCGAAGAAAACAUCGAAGCGAUAGCGGGGACCCAGGUCGAUGUCUACUCGCACCAGAUCGCGGAUGUUGAGCUGGUAGAGGCGUGGCUGAAGGAGUACGGGACGGAGAGGCCCGAGGUCUUCGUAUCUUUCGCGAACCCAACACUGGAGGAUGCGGUGAAGAUAGCCAAGAUGGGCGGCAUCCCCGUCAUACCCGCGCAGGCGCUCAAAGUAGACGCCGAGCCAGGGCCAGGCCUGCUGAGCGUCGCAAAGCUGCUUAUGGCAAACGCAACCAGCGACCGGCCGGAUGGACUGUUCACUACACUGGUGACUGAUGAGCGGGGCGUUGCGCUCGGGCUCGUAUACAGCAGUGAAGAGAGUGUUGCAAAGAGUCUCGAGACUGGGAGGGGUGUAUAUCAGAGCCGGAAGAGGGGCUUGUGGUACAAGGGAGAGUCGAGCGGCGAUGUCCAAGAGCUGGUUUCUAUGUCGCUUGACUGCGACAGCGACUGCCUGCAGUUUGUGGUCAGGCAAAAGGGCAGAGGUUUCUGCCAUCUCGCAACACCGACCUGCUUCGGCGAGUAUCGCGGGCUCUCCAAGCUCCAAAAGACCCUCCAGAGCCGCAAGGAGUCUGCACCGGCAGGCUCGUACACCGCACGGCUGUUCAACGAUUCCCAGCUAUUGCGCGCAAAGAUCCUUGAGGAGGCUACCGAGCUGUGCGAUGCGAACACCAAGGAAGAGAUCGCUUUCGAAGCGGCUGAUCUGUUGUACUUUGCCUUGACCAAGUGCGUGUCAGCUGGUGUAUCACUGGAGGACGUUGAGCGGAAUCUGGACGCAAAGAGCAUCAAGGUGAAGAGGAGGCAAGGUGAUGCUAAGCCUGCAUUUGCCGCCCAAGCAGCGGCAGCGACCAAUGGCACAUCAAGCGGAACCGCGGCCAAGGAGGAAGUCAAGGAGGCAGCAUCCGUACCAAAGAACAAAGACGACCCAGCAGGCGUGAUAAACGGCCGGAUAGCCAUGAGGCGGAUAAUCACCUCGCAAGAAACACCCGAAAAGAUACAGGCUGCUCUUCAACGCCCCUCCCAGAAAUCGAGCGAGAAAAUCAUCGGUAUAUGCCAACCCAUCAUAGAGGCGGUCAAGACGCGAGGCGACGCCGCUGUAUUGGAGUACACACACAAGUUCGAAAAGGCAACAUCACUCACAUCACCUGUAUUGAAGGCGCCAUUCCCGGAACACCUCAUGCAGCUCGCGCCUGAAACUGCGAGCGCCAUUGACGUCUCGUUCGAGAACAUCCGAAAGUUCCACGCCGCCCAAAAGGAAGAGAAACCUCUGGUUGUUGAGACCAUGCCGGGAGUAGUCUGCUCACGCUUCUCACGCCCUAUCGAGCGCGUCGGUCUCUACGUUCCUGGUGGCACUGCAGUCCUACCCUCCUCUGCGCUCAUGCUCGGGGUUCCCGCCUUGGUUGCUGGCUGCAAGAAGAUCGUCCUUGCAACACCACCGCGUGCAGAUGGCUCGGUAACACCCGAAAUUGUCUACGCCGCACACAAGGUCGGUGCCGAAGCUAUCGUCCUUGCAGGUGGCGCACAAGCUGUCGCAGCCAUGGCCUACGGUACUGAGAGUAUCUCCAAGGUCGACAAGAUCUUGGGACCCGGUAACCAGUUUGUCACUGCCGCGAAGAUGAUUGUAUCCAACGACACCAACGCCGGCGUCAGCAUGGACAUGCCCGCUGGGCCAAGCGAAGUCCUCGUGGUUGCAGAUGCGACCGCAAACCCUAAGUUCGUCGCUUCAGACCUGCUCAGUCAGGCCGAGCACGGCGUCGAUUCGCAGGUUAUCUGCAUCGCUGUGGGUCUUAAUGAGCAGCAACUUGCUGCUAUCGAGGACGAGCUCCACGAGCAGGCUAACGCUUUACCACGCGUGGAUAUUGUCAGAGGCGCAAUUGAGCACAGCCUCACUUUGGUAGUAGAGAGCAUUCAGGAAGCGAUGGAAUUGAGCAACGAGUACGCGCCCGAACAUCUCAUCUUGCAGGUUCAGGACGCGGAAAGGGUUGUGGAUCUGGUCGAGAACGCUGGCUCCGUCUUCGUCGGACAGUGGACGCCCGAGUCCGUGGGUGACUACUCGGCGGGCGUGAACCACUCUCUGCCAACUUUCGGCUAUGCGAAGCAAUACUCCGGCGUCAACCUCGGCUCCUAUAUCAAGCACAUCACCAGCGCGAACCUCACCUAUGAAGGCCUGCAAAAUGUGGGUACCGCGGUAAUGGAACUUGCUCGCGUCGAACAACUAGAAGCGCAUCGCCGGGCCGUCAGCUUGCGGUUGGGUGUUACAUAGAUUUUCCUUCCAUACGCUCGCAAAUGAAUAAAUUUCUUAACCAUC
Messenger RNA from Paraphaeosphaeria sporulosa, 2874 nucleotides. RefSeq names its product tri-functional histidine biosynthesis protein. Gene Ontology annotation, cellular component: cytoplasm. The transcript has 3 exons. The coding region runs from base 205 to 2829 and encodes 874 amino acids. Gene Ontology annotation, molecular function: phosphoribosyl-AMP cyclohydrolase activity; histidinol dehydrogenase activity; phosphoribosyl-ATP diphosphatase activity. NCBI's taxonomy places the organism in Eukaryota, Fungi, Ascomycota, Dothideomycetes, Pleosporales, Didymosphaeriaceae. Gene Ontology annotation, biological process: L-histidine biosynthetic process. The record is from RefSeq and is a predicted model, not a curated record.